Molecule: messenger RNA, 536 nt
Organism: Neomonachus schauinslandi (Hawaiian monk seal)
Lineage: Eukaryota; Metazoa; Chordata; Mammalia; Carnivora; Phocidae
Gene: NDUFAF8
Product: NADH:ubiquinone oxidoreductase complex assembly factor 8
Exons: 3
Coding region: 68-379 (103 amino acids)
Biological process (GO): mitochondrial respiratory chain complex I assembly
Cellular component (GO): mitochondrion
Source: RefSeq, a predicted model, not a curated record
GCCCCUGGGCGCCGGAAGAGGACGGACCUAAGAUGGCGGCGCCCAUGGGUGCCAGGAGGAGCCGCUCAUGUCGGGGAACGGAGCGGUGUGGGGGCGCGUGCGAGGUCGCCUCCGCGCCUUCCCCGAGCGCCUAGCGGCCUGUGGGGCCGAGGCCGCGGCCUACGGCAGGUGCGUGCAGGCGUCCACGGCCCCAGGCGGCCGCCUGACGAAGGACCUCUGUGCGCAGGAGUUCGAGGCCCUGCGGAGCUGCUUCGCCGCCGCGGUAGGCCAAGAAGACUCUAAGGGGAGGCCGUUAGGAUGGAUGAACCAGCAAUGCACUUCUGUUUACUGCCUCAGGGAGCAGAGCCAGACGCCCAGUGCUGACGGCCCCAAAGGGUAAACGUCAAAAACAUCUAAAGCCUGUAGAGCUGAAAGGACUUCGGGCGCGUCAGGGCGAGUUGUGGACAGAGGGCGAGUUGGUUUUCCUGCAUCGUGUGCCUGAGGAUUCGGGUUAGAGUAAGACAAUGAAGCAACAAUAAAGACCGUGGCAGACCACA